Messenger RNA from Hemicordylus capensis (graceful crag lizard), 3747 nucleotides. Its product is annotated as E3 ubiquitin-protein ligase TRIM63-like. The transcript has 8 exons. Lineage: Eukaryota; Metazoa; Chordata; Lepidosauria; Squamata; Cordylidae. The coding region runs from base 244 to 3105 and encodes 953 amino acids. The record is from RefSeq and is a predicted model, not a curated record. Gene Ontology annotation, molecular function: zinc ion binding.
ACUAUCUGUCUGGUUGGGGCGUGACGCGUUCUGAUAGUGGCAGUUGGGGAUGAAUGACGGUUAUGACGAGGAGGGCCGUUGGUUGUGCAGGGACGGAAGAGAACGUCCCGCAAGAGUAGAGGGAGGAAGUUGAUCUCCAGAGCUCCUCCAUUGACAGGGCCGAAGCAGCAGCCCGGGAUCAGGCGAGAGCGGGGCAAGAGUUUUCCGGCCUUCUCCAGAGGUUCCCUGCCGCCGCGAGCGCAAAUGGAGGCGAGCCUAACUUGCGCCGUCUGCUUGUCUCUCUUGGAGGAGCCCGUCACGCUGCCGCCCUGCUCGCACAACUUCUGCCGGGCCUGCGUGGUCGAGUGCCUCAGCCAAGCUCGGGGCGCUGCUGCUGCCGCCGCCGCGGAACCCUCUCCGGCUACUUCCGCCGCCUCACGCCAGGCUUCGCGGGGCCGCGACCAGCCGCUUCAGGACGGCGGGCAGGGCUCCUCCGACCGAGCGUCUCGGCGUGGCGGCGGGGCUGCAGUCACCGUCUCUUGCCCGCUGUGUCGGAAGCUCUGCUCGCUGCCUUGGGACGGCGGGGCUACCGCCCUGCCGGUCAACACCACGCUGGCCGAGGUGGUGAAGCUCUUCAGGGUCGGCAGCCACGUCAAGGCUGGCCAGGAAGCGUCGGAGGCGGCGGCCUGCUCCUCCUCGGCUCUGGCCCCGCAGCUGGCAGCGCUGGGCGUCUUCUGCAAGAAGCACCCGGGCCGCUCCCUGCAGCUCUAUUGCCGGAAAUGCCACCGCGGGGGCUGCGGGCAGUGCGUGUCCGAGGAGCACCGCGGCAUCUUCCACUCAGUCGGCCCCAUCGACGCGGUGUACCAGGAGGAGAAACUGGCCUUCUUUAGUCAUUUGAAGAAAAUUAGAAUGGUACAUCAGAAGCUGAUGACGGAAAUAACUACGUGCCCAAACAAUGAAGGGGCAGCCCUGCAGAAUGAAGAGGAGAUCAUUAAAACUGAAUUUGAAAAAAUCUCUCAUGCUUUGGAAACAAAGAAAAAACAGUUGCUUGAAGACCUUGAAAGUCAGAAGAAACGGAAAGAGAAGGAGUUUCAAAUAUGGAAGAGGAUGAAGGAAGUUCACAGGAAAACAGUUGAAAAUGUUCUGGAUGACUGUGAAAAGCUUGUAGAUGAAUGUGAUCCCCAGAGUUUCUUAGAGACUGCAUGCAGCUUGAAUCAAAGAAUGAAGACUCAGCUAGAUCUGAUGCAAAUGGCAUCCAGCCAUGAAAAUCAGUCCAAAUGCAAGCAGAUGCACAUGGAUGCUAAAUCUGUAGUUAAUGAUAUCUUAGCCUUGCAACUCACUGCAGUGAAUUUGGAUUCUGUAAAAGGGGUUUAUCUUCUGUUCUUUGAAGCAGACAUUCCUGGAGAUAGUGAACCUGUGCUUACCAGCACUGAAAACAAAUUGGAAGAGCAUAAAGAAAAACAGGAUACAUUCCAUCCUGUGGCAGGAGAGAAUACCUUUUUGAAUAAUGGUAGAAGUAUCCGUACUCAAUAUAUGUCUCUAUCGGCAACAACUAAAUUUGGGAGAAUGAGCCAUGAGGAGGCGCGUUACAAUUAUUAUUUAGCACAUCGUAUGCUUUCAGGUGGAUUACAGAUCUCAGCUCUAAACAAAAGGCAUACAUUGCGAAAAUCUCCACCUUCAAGGAUCACUACUUCAGAAGUUUCUUCUUGCAUUGGUGCUGAAGCAAAUAAUCAAAAGCAACUGAAAACACAGACACUACAAAAACAAGAUGUCCAUGAAACCAAUGUUUCCAGUUCAUUGGGUUUUACGUUUAAGCCACCAGCAGUGAAUUUUAACUUCUCUGGCUCAAACAAAUUGAAUGUAUUUAACAUGGAUAUAUCCCAGAAAGACAGCAAGAAAACCAAUGCUGCUAGCUUUCUUAAGAAGGAAAAUGUCUGUCCAGCUCAUGUAGAAACACUUCCUCCUGGAACUCUGCCCUCAUUUAAUACAUUAUCAAACUUACCCCAGACACCAUCUGUAUCUGCUUUAAACCCUCACUCUUUGGGUGUUGUGGAACAUCCAGUUCCACCUCUUUUGAAUUCAGAUGACAACUUGACAUCACACACUGCAAGUAAGGGGCCAAGCCUUGAAACAGAGAAUUCAGUCUCUUCCACACUUGAGGGGAAAUUAGAAAGCCAAGAUUCUAACACUCGAAACAUGAAUGGAUAUAAUGCUUCAGCUACACUUUCCUCUCUUGCUGCUGCUGCUGCUGCGACUACCUCCACCACUGCCAGUCCUAAUGCAGGCCCAUCAGAGAGUGGAAAGCCUUUAUUCUUGCCUUUCCCUACCAAUUCUCAAAGUGCUUGUUCUAAGGCAACUGCACUAAAGUGUUCCCAGAAUACCUCAUUUUCAUUAUUUCUACCCAAUCAGAAGACUUUGCAAGAGAACAAAACUUCCUGCUUCAGCAAGGAGACUAACAUUGGACACAGUUGGUUAGCAUCCCCUGCCAUUGUCUUUGGUAAGCACGUAGGAGAUAACUGGGCCUACAAAACAUCCAGUGGUGCUUCUGAGAAGGCAGAUGUUUCAAAACAGUCCGUACCUGGUAUGGUCUCUUCAAAUAUUAACUCUUGGAACAAUACUCCAUGUAUGUUUACUUUCAAAGGUGCCAUAAAAAAUAAUUGUGACAUUCCAACUGCUGCCAUGAUGCCUUCUAAUAAAAGCAAAAAUUCACAUGAGACGGCAAAAAUAGAAUCAAAUGACCAAAAAAAAUCUGUAGAAAAAGCCAUGCCUUCAAGAAAUGAUACACCUGUUUACAAAGACCUUAAAAAUCUAAUGUACAGGUGGUCUUUCUUCAUGGACAAGGGCCAAAAAUCAGAAGCUGAAAGCGUUCCUGUUGCUCAGCAAAAUACAGCACAUACUACCACAAACAAUGCUUUAGUUUCAGCUAACCUGACUGAAGAGAGCAAUCCAUUGGAAAGCUCUCAAAGUGCUGUAGGUCAUACAAAAUCUCCAUCAUUAACAAAUCGAGUGGGUCAGAUGGUAAAUGCAGAUUCUGAUGUAGAAGCUCUAAGUCAAACAUCCAACUCAAGUGAUUCUAGCGGUACCUCAGAAUAUUUUUCUGUUGAAGAGAAAAUACUACCUAGCUGAAAAUUGAGCAUCAGAAUAAAAUAGAACAACUUGCUGAAUAUUACAAGUCUUAAGUUAUUAGUAUUCUUAAAGAAUAAUUAAAUUUAUUUUUGAUAGAAUCCGGUAAGCACUUGAUACCUGUGUAAGUUGGCUGUCCUACUUUCUUGCUUUUAAAAUUAAUGAUUAAACAUAUCAACAUAUCGUUCAAGAUAUUUAUAGGUGCUAUAUCUAUAGGAACCUUAAGUGUAAUUGCUAUACAAAAUAUGGAUCAGUUUUUGAACGAGCAUGUCUAAGAAAGGAACCACCACAAUAAAACACUUAGGCUUUUGGUUUAUCACAACCUAGCAAAUAUAUAAAGUACUUCUGGUGUCUCUUAAUACAGUAUUUAAGUUUCAUUGCACACAAUUUUCUCAUCAGCUGCCUGUUAAUAGAACUUUCAUUUUGAAAUAUGUUACAGAAUUCUACUCAGUCUGAAUUAAUUUAUUCCUACUUAAUAGCAGAGAUGGUACAAUCACUACACUAAGUAUGAUAGGUGAUCGAUGAACCUGGAAUAUGUGGUGGUGAAAUAAAUUACUCUGUGAAUAGCAUCCAGUAUUCUUUAUACAGUGCGUUUUAUUUUUAUAACACUAAAUUCUUCCUAAUAAAUUCUACCACUUAGCAAUC